Molecule: messenger RNA, 2525 nt
Organism: Amphimedon queenslandica
Lineage: Eukaryota; Metazoa; Porifera; Demospongiae; Haplosclerida; Niphatidae
Exons: 6
Coding region: 1-2430 (809 amino acids)
Biological process (GO): nucleoside metabolic process
Cellular component (GO): cytosol
Molecular function (GO): adenosylhomocysteine nucleosidase activity; methylthioadenosine nucleosidase activity
Source: RefSeq, a predicted model, not a curated record
AUGUCUUUUGAUGAAGUGAAAGAUCGUCUCUCUCGUUCUUUACCUCCUUACUUUGUUGCAGCCUACCAGAAGUUGCUAUAUGUUAUUGAUAUCAAAUUAGCACCCCAAGUGCUAGAUCCAGCUGCCAGGUUUAAGAAAGUAUUUCAAGAACAUCAAUCGAAAAGGUCCGAGGCAGAGGCGCUAGCAUACGCACAUGCUAUUUUGGCUGGUCUUGGAUGGGAAGAACUGGAUGACUUGGAGGUCUUCGUCGAUAAAACGGUUCAGAUCGAUGAUAGCUUGACAGAGGAACUGAAGCGUUUCGAGAAAUUUGAACAUGUUGUUUACAGCACUCUUAGGCCUUUCGGAGUUCAGUUUGAUGGAUAUCAAAUUAGUAGAUAUCUUUUGGCAGUCAAAGUUGUACUUAAGAACUUUUCUCUCGAUACGGAAGACUUUGUUGAAUGUUUUCUGCCAUUGGAGAAUAAGUUGGGUUCAUGCUCACGUGCUGUUGCAUUCACGAUAGCAGUACUGGAGAGAUCUAGCUGGGGACGUACUAGGACACUGAAACAGUUUGCAUCACCAGAUUUUGAUCUUAACACAGAGUAUCCUAAAGUUGACCUCUGCCUGACAGUUGCUGACUACUACGGUAGCAUGAGUGAGAAAGAGUUUAGCAGUGCUAAGCUUAUCACCUCUAUCGUUCAUCUCGAUCGUAGGAAUGUCAAUCGUUAUAAUCCAGUUAAUUUUACAAUACUACUUCUGCAGCAGAAUAUUAUAACGGUUGGUGAUGUAUCCAAUAUUGAGGAUAAAUCAAAGUCCUCCAUAUUUAUUCAAGACUACAAGGAGAGAUGUAGAGGUAUAUUGGCAAGUUCUAGUCACAAAACAGUUAUGAAAACUAAACCAGCUAGUCUCACAGCAUCUAUCAAGGAGAGACAUACCAAAAUGAAAGAUGAUUUUAAUUUCUUACUGAUGUUUGCUGCAAGUGAAGCUCUGAAAAAAAAGUCUCUGGAUGAGGUUAAGAGUUGUCUAAAAAAUAAAGUGAAAAAUGAAGUUGAAGCAAUUUUAGAUGCAGUAUCUUUAGCAAAAUUUCUUCAGCGAUAUUGUUUUCUUUCAAAUUUUUCUCUACUGAAGUAUAUGACAGAUGAUCUAAACCUCAAGGAAUCAAAGUCAACAAUUGAAAAGCUAGCUAAAGAGAGAGAUGCCUUCAAUAGCGAAGUACUUGCUAAAGAUUUCGCUACAGAAGGGAUCAUAGAUCACAAGAUUAAAAAUAACUACCAUGUGGAGAUGGUUGUUGUGACGUCAUGGAGUCCAUCUGAGGUAACCCUAGCAAGAUUUCAAAAAUGCAUUACUGAAGAGUUUAAAGAUGAAGAUCUUUCCAUGUUUGUGGCACUGAGAGCUGUACACCAGAGCUGGUUAACAUUUAUAUGUACUAUACCAUUCUUGUGUGUAGAUGCUAUUCGUAGAGUAGCUAAUGAAAUACGAUUAGCUGGAAUUGAGAGUAUUGCUAUUAAUCAUGAAGCACUACCUAGUUUUUAUGGUAGAGAAAUCAGAACUCAACAACAAGUUCCUGAUGCUGCCAUAAUUCCUCCUCCAAUCCCACCUCCUGAAUUAUUUCCAAAAAAGGGUGAUAAAAGUUAUGAGAAAGAUUUACCUAAUGACGCCACUAAAGAUAUCGUUAAAGAUAUAAAGAUUCUGCUAAUGACUGCAACUGAAAAUGAGCUUAGAGGAGUGCUGGGCUACUUGAAACCAUUAGAUAGUGCAAAAAAAAUUAUCGAAGCAUUCGUAAAUAAGUCUACUUGGAUUUACAUUGGAAAGUAUGGGAAGCACUCAGUUGUGGUUGGAAGGAGUGCAUAUGGUAAAAGUCAACAAGGUGGUUUAGAUGCUUAUGCAGUUACAAAGAAGAUAAUGGAGACAGAUCUAUUCGAGCCAAAGUAUAUAAUUGCAGUUGGAGUCUGCUAUGGAAUGAAUCAAAGCCAAGUACAACUUGGUGACGUCAUUGUUUCUGAUAUGAUUAUAGAUUUAUCUACCUAUCGUAAGGAACCAGCGAGUAUUGCAGCUCGUAGAGCUCAACCUCCAGCAGGAGUUACUCUUUUAUCAUUGUUUGGAAACACUUCUGAGUUUAAAAUGAAACAUUCUGAUAAAGAAAAUGCUGAAAUGGUUGAAGUCCAUUGUGGCCCCAUUGUUUCUUCUUCUGUUUUGGUCGAUGAUGCAGAAUUUAAAAAGCAGUUAAAAGAAGUACGUCCUGGUGCUCUCGGUGGUGAAAUGGAAGGAACUGGAAUAUUUCGUGCUGCUAGUGAUGUUCAUCAUAAAGUAGAUGCUAUAGUCAUUAAGGCUGUUGGUGAUUGGGCUGAUGGGAAGAAAGAUGAAUGCAAAGGUUGGAAGGAUUUCGCAUCUCAUGCAGCUGCUACAUAUGUUCAUUAUCAUUUAGACAAUGUUCCUGCAGAUGCUCUAAACUAAAAGAACUAGCUGUUGAGUUAAAUAAGUAGAAAGUCAUUGUUAGGAUUUUAGUAUUGUAAUUUUUUGCCUUUUGGAAAAACUAGUGAUUUGAAUGA